AAAUCACCGGUUCAAUCUCCCUAAACCAAUCACCCCAGCCAGAUCCGUAAAAACCUUUAUUAAUCUAUUGGUUCGGUUCGGUAAACCAUCCAAAAUCACCGGUUCAAUCUAAACUUUAACCGAAUAAUCCGAGCCUGAUUCAUAAAACAUCAGAAGAAGCUCAAACUCUCCGAGCUCGCUUCCUCGAUCGAAGCCCUAGAGAGAAGAUCCAAACCCCUAACGAGAGAUUCAGCAAAACGAUGGAGGACGCCGACGGACUCAGCUUCGAUUUCGAAGGCGGUCUCGACUCCGGACCUAUCCAGCCCACAGCUUCCGUCCCCGUCGCUCCCCUCGAAAACCAAUCCUCCGCCGCCGUCAACCUGACGCCGAGCUACGAUCACUCCUCCGCGGCGGCGGCCGGAGCUGGGAGAGGGCGGAGUUUCCGCCAGACCGUUUGCAGGCACUGGCUCCGAGGUCUGUGUAUGAAAGGCGACGCCUGCGGGUUCCUCCAUCAGUACGAUAAGGCUCGUAUGCCGAUCUGCAGAUUCUUCCGAGUGCACGGUGAAUGUAGAGAGCAGGAUUGCGUCUAUAAGCAUACUAAUGAAGAUAUCAAAGAAUGCAAUAUGUACAAGCUAGGGUUUUGUCCCAAUGGUCCUGAUUGUAGGUACAGGCAUGCGAAGCUGCCUGGACCACCACCUCCUGUGGAGGAAGUUCUUCAGAAGAUACAACAGUUGACUUCGUACAACUACGGGCCUAAUAGAUUCUACCAACCACGGAACGCUGCUCCGCAGUUGGGGGAUGUUAAGCCUCAGGUGCAAGUUCAGACGCAGGAGCCAGGUAACUUGCAGCAGCAGCAGCAGCAACAGCCUCAGCAAUCACAACAUCAGGUCAGCCAGACUCAGACUCAGACUCAGACGCAAAACACUGCUGACCAAACUUCUCAUCCUUUGCCGCGAGGGUUAAAUAGGUAUUUUGUAGUAAAAAGUAACAAUUCAGAAAAUUUUGAGUUAUCUGUGCAACAAGGAGUAUGGGCUACACAAAGAAGCAAUGAAGCGAAACUUAAUGAAGCUUUUGACACUGUGAAUAAUGUGAUCUUGAUAUUCUCUGUCAACCGAACACGGCAUUUCCAGGGCUGUGCUAAGAUGACAUCCAGAAUUGGUGGUUACAUUGGUGGAGGAAACUGGAAAAAUGAACAUGGAACUCAACAGUAUGGUGGGAACUUUUCAGUUAAAUGGUUAAAGUUGUGCGAACUGUCCUUCCACAAAACCCGGAAUUUGAGGAAUCCUUACAACGAGAACUUACCUGUGAAGAUAAGCAGAGACUGUCAAGAGUUAGAGCCCUCCGUUGGUGAGGAGCUGGCUUCCUUGCUUUAUCUGGAACCAGAUAGCAAGCUUAUGGCAAUCUCCAUAGCUGCGGAAGCCAAACGAGAAGAAGAGAAAGCAAAGGGCGUGAAUCCAGAGAGCAGAGCUGAGAACCCAGACAUCGUCCCAUUUGAGGACAACGAAGAAGAGGAAGAGGAAGAAGAUGAAAGCGAGGAGGAAGAAGAUGGCAUGGCGAACGGUCCUCAAGGCAGAGGAAGAGGAAGAGGGAUGAUGUGGCCUCCUCAAAUGCCUAUGGGACGUGGAAUCAGACCAAUGCCCGGAAUGGGAGGUUUCCCUCUCGGAGUAAUGAACCCGGCAGAUGCUUUUCCCUAUGGACCUGGUGGCUAUAACGGUAUGCCAGAUCCAUUUGGUAUGGGUCCAAGACCCUUUGGACCAUAUGGACCGAGGUUCGGUGGUGAUUUCAGAGGACCUGUACCGGGGAUGAUGUUUCCCGGUAGGCCUCCGCAACAGUUUCCACAUGGAGGUUAUGGUAUGAUGGGAGGCUCAGGGCGUGGUGGACCGCUUAUGGGAGGAAUGGGAAACGCUCCCCGAGGAGGAGGCAGGCCAAUGUAUUAUCCACCAGCUACAACAACAGCAUCAUCAGCACGUCCUGGCCCUACUUCUUCCAACAGGAGAACAACACCUGAGAGAAGCGAUGACAGAGGGGCGGUGGAUGAAUCUCAUGAGAUGGAGCAGUUUGAGGUUGGAAACAGUUUGAGAAACGAAGAGACUGAAAGUGAAGACGAAGACAAAGCUCCUAGACGAUCAAGGCAUGGAGACAAGCGUCGGUGAAAAACUGUUUUCCUAAGAUUCUAUCAAUGAGAGUUUACUUGUCUAUUGGAUUUAGCAGAUUUUUGUUUUUUUUUUAAUGUUUUGUAUUUUCAGACUCGUGUUUAGUGAUUAGAAACUAAAAAAUUAUAUAUCAUCUGUUUUUAUUGAUAUUUUUUUGCCA
This is a messenger RNA of Brassica rapa (field mustard), 2292 nucleotides long. Its product is annotated as 30-kDa cleavage and polyadenylation specificity factor 30. Lineage: Eukaryota; Viridiplantae; Streptophyta; Magnoliopsida; Brassicales; Brassicaceae. The record is from RefSeq and is a predicted model, not a curated record. Gene Ontology annotation, cellular component: nucleoplasm. Gene Ontology annotation, molecular function: N6-methyladenosine-containing RNA reader activity; mRNA binding; metal ion binding. Gene Ontology annotation, biological process: mRNA splicing, via spliceosome; regulation of mRNA splicing, via spliceosome.